AUGUUUUAAGAUGAAAUUCUUGCCGAUAAACAUUUAAUUCUAGAAGGAAUAAUAAAGGAUUUCCAACCAUAGAAAGUAAAUGAGUACCAACAAUUCAACGACAUUGAAGAAUUAUUGAAAGGAACACCAAAUAUAGAAGUGGAAUAAUAAUGCAAUCAAUCUAAGGUUUCCAUUUAGCCUGAAACUCAAGUUGAAAAAUAGUAUACCAAUGAAGAAAUAGAUAAACUCUUGCAUUAAAUCACAUCGGGAGAGUAUCCUUCAAGCAAUAGAGAAAGCAUUAAACAAACUGAGCAAAACAAACAAAUUCCAUACAUCUUGGAUUACGUGGAUUAAUUAGAAAAAGAACCUUAUCAAGUCAUCCAAAAAUAAAAUGACGAUUCAGAUUUGAUUUAGCAUUAUGAGAAUCAGAAAUAGGCUAAUAAUACUUUUCAAGAAGUCAAAAUGGACCGCAAACUUAAGGAUCUUUAUUCAUCAAUCUUUUAAAAUGACUUCAGAAUUAAAUGCAUCACUUGUUUUAGCAGUACUAUUGCUAUUGGAACUACAAAAGGAUUCAUUUAUUUAAUCAGUGACAAAAUUGUUAAAUUAGAAUCAGAUCCUAGCAUUACUGUUUGUCCCAUAAUAUGUUUAAGAUUUAAUGAAGAUGGGCAAUACCUGUUGGCUGUUUCGCAAUAGUAAAUUCUAUUAUACAACAAGAAUAAAUUUUGCAAGGCUUUUCAGAAAAUGACUGAGGGUAUACCAAUUACUAUGACUAUGUUAAAUGGAAAUAAGGAUUUUUUUUGUUAAUUCUUGGUUUGUGAUUCUCUAGGUAAAGUGAAUUUGAUGAAAAUUAGGAAGAAUUUAUUUACAUAUGGUAUAGAAAGAUAUCCAUUAUUUCAGGAUUGUGCUUUUGGAGUGUGUCAUUGUUGUGAAUCUAUUAAAAUUAAAGAUAUUUAAACUGUUGCAUUUGUGUAUAAAGCAGUAGUCUUUGUUGCAAUUGUAGAGCCUAAAAUAUUUUUGAUCUUUAAAAAGAAGUAUGAAGUAAAAAAACGAUAACUCCUUUGUGCAAAAUGGUAAAUCGAAAGUGAGAAUCCUGUUUUAGCUGUUAGUAAUGGCAAGGUGAUAGAAAUAAUUAAGAUGAAUUAUGAAAAUAAGGAAGGAAAGUUUAUCACCACUUUUGAAGUAAUUCUAACAUAUAAUUUGAAUGAUGAUGUCUAAUUCUUAUCAUGGAUGAGUGAUAACAUAUUAUUCUUAAAAAAUGAUAGGAAGAAGUAUUCAUUAAUCGCUAUUUCUGAGAUUACUGAAAAUAAUGUUUUAGUGGUCUAAUCACAAUUAUCAUAAGAUGUUGCUGAUUAACAAAUAGGUGAAGAUAAGAUUUAAUCUUUCUAGAAUACUAUAUGUCAAAAUCAUAAUUAAUUAUAUUACAUUCAAAUCGACGAGAAUGGACAUCAACAAUAAAAUAUUAUUCAUUAUUAAUUGAUAACUUGGUAGGAUUACAUUGAAUAAUUGACAUCUAAUCACAAAUGGACAGAGUGUAUGGGAUUAUGUUUAUAUUUAUAUUUGGGUAAACAGUUAAAAUUUGCUGGCUUACCAAAAACUGGAAGACAAGAAUUCUUAAGACCAUAUUUUAAUGAGAGACUCAAAUAAUUUGUUGAAAUUAGUAUUUCUCAUCAAACAAUUGGUGUGCUUAUUCCUACAAUUAUUGAAUUCAUGGUUACUAUAGAAUCCUAUGAAUAUUUAUUUAGAGAAAUCAAAAGCAUUCUUCAAAAACACAAUUUAGAAUUGCAAUUUUAUAAUAGCUUAGAACCAUUUAUCUUAAAGAAUUCAAUCAAAUUCAUACCUGAUGACUCUUUGAAAGAUAUAAUGAUUUAUUUAAUCAAUUAGUAGAAAAAAUUAAACAUCUUGAAAUAACUAAUAAUUAAUUUAGAUAUUAAAUUGUUGGAUCCCAUAAUAAUCUAAUAAUUAUGUAUAGAAAAUAAUUUAUUUACUCUCUUAAUUUAUAUUUCACCUAGAGUUGAUGAAGAUUAUAAAACCCCUCUAUUCAAAAUGUAUGCAGUUUAUAGGUAAUUGAUUAAAGGAGAUUAAAUGUCUCUAGAAAAGUAUUACAAGUCAAUCUAAGUUAAUUUGAGUGAAAAUCAAUCUACGAUAGAAAAAGAAAUCCAAUUGUUAGGUUACAAAUGUUUGUGGAAUCUUCAUAUGUUGUUGAUUGGUGAGUUAUUUCCAUAAUAGAAAAUACCAGAAAAUUAAUGGGCAUCUAUUAUAGCUGAAAUCUUAUCUUGGUUAUUACAAUAUGAUACUCUGGAAGAAUUUUUAAAAAUUGAUUCUUCCAUUUUUUUAAAUGAAUUAUUGAUAAUAUUCACAAAUAAGGAGAAAUAUGAACAACUUGAGUAACAUAAGAUCACUAUAGCAAAUGAAUAAUUAUAAGUUGACGAUUUAAGCUUAUCAGAAAUUGUUAUUUUAUUAUUAGAAGCAUCAUCUAAGAAGUUAAAUCUACUCGAUUAGCUAAGUACUUUCGUAUAUGAAAUUAUGAAGUUAGGAUACCCAAUUAAAUAUGAACACUUUUUGAAUGUUGUUAAAUGUCAUUUCAAAGAUCCAUACACUAAUUUAUAAACUUUGGUUGAAAAAAGCAAUCAUAGAUUUCAACAUCUAGAAUACUUCAAAUAGCCAGAUUUUAAUAUACAAAAUAAAAAUAUUAGAGAUUCUGUGUUUGUCUCUUAUAUUAAUCAAUUUAAAGAUAAAUUAAUGAAUGACUAAGAGGCAAUAUCCACAAUAAUAUAGGAAGCUUCUUGUUCUGAACUUCAAUCUGUAAGAGUUAAGGCCCAGAUAUAUUUCAUAAAAGAUUAAUGGUAAUUUUGUUUAUAAAAUUUAUUGACUUCAAAUAAUGAGGAUGACAAAAUUUUCAUAUUUGAUUACAUUGAACAGAUGAUAAAUGUGAAUUAGUAUUCUUAACUCAGAACUGAAAUUUUGAAAUAUGUGUUGAGCAUUGUGCCAUAAUUGGUGAGCAUUUGUGCUGAGAAAUUAAGAUAAAUCCUUUAAUAUUAUAAUGAAGAGGAUUAUAAAGCAGCAAUAGAAAUGUUAGACUCUCAUCCAAAUUUAAAAUUGAAAUUACUUUCAGAGAUUAUUUAAGAAAAAAGAAAUAAUAAAUAUUUAGUAGAAGACAAAUUAAUGAUUUCCUUUUUCAAAUUAAUAUGUUAAUAUCAUCCAAAAGAUGCAUAUGAAUAAUUGCAAUAUGGAGACUUCCCUUAAGAUGAAUGUUUGAGAUUGUGUGAAGAUUUUCAAAUAAUGAAAGGAGUGGCAUUCUUAAAAGAAAGAAGUGGUCGUUAUAUGGAGGCUUUGAAUUUGUAUUUUGAUAUUAUUAGUGUUGAAUUAAAAAAGAUGUAAGUGAUAGAAUAUGAUUAAUAAAGCCAAAUUGAACAAAUCUAAAUUUUAAUUUUGCCUUGUUUGAAAAUCUGUAGAGAUAAUCACUCAAAUGAAGAAGAAAGUACUAGCUUUUGGUUUACUCUUGUUAUACGAAUGGUUUAGUUGAGAGAGGAUUUCAAAUAUAACAAGAACAUCUUUAAAUCUUUAAACAAUGUGUAUUAGGUAAUGUUGGAAGAAUUGUUGGAAAGAGUUCAUCUCUAUUAAAUAAUAAUGAACAUUAAAAUAUUAUUUGGAUCAUUUACUCAUUUAGAGGAAUUGAGGAGAACAUUCAGUAAACUCUUGUCCUCCUGUUCAUUUGAGCUUUAUAAUCAAUAAUAGUUGAUUAGGGUAUUAUAAAUGGAUUAUAUGAAAAAUUUGAUGAGCUUAUUUGAAUUGCAAUAGAUUGGAGUUAAUUUCAGUCCUUCUUGUUAGACUUGCUUUGAAAUUCGAAAUUAAUAUAUGUUAGCAUUUAUGGGAUGCAGUCAUCUAUAUCAUCAUGGUUGUGCACCUAAAAUUUAGAAUAUGAUAGUUUGUGAAUAAUGUUUAACCUAAAAUUCUUAUAAAUUGAGAAUAUAACUAGAUUCAAUCGUUUAAAAAAAUGGAAGAUAAAUGCCAACUAUCAAAAUGAAAAACCAGGAAUAAAUAGAAGAUGAGGAAAUGACAAAAGAAGAGAUUCGCAUGAAUAGGAUUAACAAAUGGAAAAGACAUGAUAUUGAAAAUGAAAUUAGCGAAUAAUAAUAUUACUGA
This is a messenger RNA of Paramecium tetraurelia, 4122 nucleotides long. RefSeq lists its product as uncharacterized. Lineage: Eukaryota; Ciliophora; Oligohymenophorea; Peniculida; Parameciidae. The record is from RefSeq and is a predicted model, not a curated record. Gene Ontology annotation, biological process: endosomal vesicle fusion; protein targeting to vacuole. Gene Ontology annotation, molecular function: protein binding. Gene Ontology annotation, cellular component: HOPS complex; late endosome. The transcript is spliced from 5 exons.